AUGAAGUUCGUAGAUGAUUAUCAAGAAAACCACACAGCAGAAGUCGAUGAGUACGUGGAAACGAAGCUGCGUAAUGCAAGCAUGAACUACUAUUUAGCUAGACACCAAGUGUGGUACAACGACUGUGGAGGAAAGCUCGUAUAUGAAUCUUGCGUAUUCGGUGUGGAUGACCUGGCCAAUAUGCUAGAGCAACCCCAUUUGAUUGCUCAUAAGAUGCACCUUGACUUUCAACCUGCAGCAUUCUUUUGCGUUUUGAAGGAAAUUCGCGAAAGGGAGAAUAAGCCAAAGCCACUUAAUCUUACUCUAUAUUCCGAACUACCGCAAGUGGAACUGAGCUCUGGAGUCUCAUACAAAAAUCUGAAGCAUCCUCUUUGGAUGGUGUGA
This is a messenger RNA of Cylicostephanus goldi, 384 nucleotides long. NCBI's taxonomy places the organism in Eukaryota, Metazoa, Nematoda, Chromadorea, Rhabditida, Strongylidae. The record is from the annotation of a GenBank genome assembly.